Messenger RNA from Schistosoma turkestanicum, 1905 nucleotides. The record is from the annotation of a GenBank genome assembly. Lineage: Eukaryota; Metazoa; Platyhelminthes; Trematoda; Strigeidida; Schistosomatidae.
AUGACCGAAGCAAUUGAUACUCUAAUUAAUGCCACUUUUUUACGUCGUUUUUCUAUACCUUAUGAACAAGUGAAAGAUCAACGCUGUCAACAAGCGACCAUUGCAGUACAUCCUCAUUUAGGAUGGUAUAAAUCAAGUGCUGACCGUAAAACAUUCCCUUUUGUAAAUAUAAAGAAUCUUAUUGAACCGGAUAUCAAAACAGAAGAUGCUAUUUUGUACAAGAUGAUGACAAAUUACGAGGAUAUAUUUUAUUGCCGUCGUACACCUGAAAAUGAGUCAAUUCGUCUGUUGUACUGUUCGCAUGCAUUAAAUCAUUCGCUUAGGUGUCGAAUGCUUGUAUCAAAGAAUAAUGAAAAAGAAAAACAAUUUGGUGCAUCUGACUCCCUUCGAGACCAAGGAUUUCACCGGGCACGUACUCUUAUUUUAGCACCAACUAAAGAAGCUGCCAGGCGAAUAGUUCAUACAUUUCUUCAUCUCAUGCCUAAAGGCUCUACAGUUAGUCAUCGGCGUCGUUUUGAACGAGAUUUCGGUCCACAACCUGGAGACACAGACAAAGAGAAGAAAAAGGGGAGAAAGCCUAAAGAUUAUGAAGAAUGGUUCAGUGGUAAUAGCAGUGACAAUUUUCGUAUUGGUAUGGCGUUUUCUAAAAAAUCUGUCAAGUUAUAUUCUGCAUUUCGUGAUUCCGAUUUAAUCAUAGCUUCUCCUUUGGGAAUUAAAGCUGUUAUCGAUGAUGAUGGAGAGAAAGAAGCCGAUGUUCAACAUAUUAUAGCAUCCAUAGAAUUGUUGAUUAUUGAUCAAGCUGAAAUGUUAUUAAUGCAAAAUUGGGCAACUGUACAACAAGUUGUCUCUUUACUCAAUCAACGUCCAACUGUUCCUGUGUUUGCAUCAGCUGCACGUAUUCGACUGUGUUAUUUAGCUGGAUAUGGUAGACGUUAUCGUCAAACUCUGUUAUUCUCAGCUGUAUCGAAUUUUUUGAUUACAUUAUUAUCAAGUGAAUGUGAAAAUUUUCAAGGCAUGAAUUAUAUACCACCAUUAUCACAAUAUCCUGAUUUAUAUCCAACCUAUCUACCCGAUUGGAUACGUAUUCCUGCAUUGAAAGCACCUAUUCCAACUGGAAAAAAACGUAAACAUUCAGAUAUGAAUGGUAUAAAAGCACAAGAAGAAGCAGAAAAAGAAAAAGAAGAAGACAAGUCAUCAACAAAUUAUAAUUUCAAAUUACAUUUAAUUUCAUUUGUAGUUCCUGGACAAAUCUCUAUUAAAUCAUCCUGUACAAAAUUAGUCAAUAAAAAUCAUCAAUCCGAUUCAGAUGAUGAGGUAGACAUAUCAUCGCCUGCAAAGACAACUGAUAAUUCUCAUCGCUAUUAUUCGAAUUCCUUAAAAGUAGAUUCUUCAACAAAUUCCUUAUUAUUGUCUGAUAAAACACUUGGAUUCACUGAUUAUACAUAUUUAUCUGGACGUAAUAUUUCUAUAGCCCGAUUAAAUACCUUUAAACAAAGGAUAUUGCCUAGGCUACGUCGAGGUUCAGAUCCACGUGUUCUUAUAUAUGUGCCAGAUUUUUAUGAUCUUGAAGAAUUGCGCCAAGUUUUACUUGAUGAAUCAUUGGAUUUUUGUUGUAUUAAUGAAUAUACAGACGACUCAGAAGCUGAACGAUUUCGUACUUUGUUUGGUGAUGGUCGUAUUCGUAUAUUGUUAAUAACUGAACGUUAUUAUUUCUUUCGAAGGCGAAAAAUUCGUGGGCCUCAAACAUUUAUUUUUUAUGGUCCACCAACAUUUCCAUGGUUUGCCAAGGAAUUGUACGAUUUCCGAUAUUCAGAAAGCAAAAUACAAUACAACAUGACCAUACUCUAUUGUCACCCAAUAGAAACCCAUACAGUAGCAAUGAUAACUGGUUCAGUAGAGUUUUAA